This is a messenger RNA of Penicillium mononematosum, 687 nucleotides long. Its product is annotated as PX domain-containing protein YPT35. The transcript is spliced from 5 exons. Bases 1 to 687 code for a protein of 228 amino acids. Gene Ontology annotation, molecular function: phosphatidylinositol-3-phosphate binding. Lineage: Eukaryota; Fungi; Ascomycota; Eurotiomycetes; Eurotiales; Aspergillaceae. Gene Ontology annotation, cellular component: endosome. The record is from RefSeq and is a predicted model, not a curated record.
AUGGAGCCAGCACCCGAGGAGGCCGGACCGGCAUCUAAGCCGCACCAACCCUCCUCCCCACACCCAGAUAUCCAGCCCACCCCCGCACUCCGACCUGAGACCGAUGACGUCCAUGACAAUUCCACCACAAACAACCACAACCACCAUGGCGUGCCUCAGAGCUCCGCAUCCUCAACCUCGACGACAUCCCGGCCCGUCUCCGCUGUAGUGCCCCCUUACUGGCGCCGACACGAGCGCAAUCCCUCGCACGUCUCGCAGUCGUCGCUGCGUGGCGCUGCUCGUAUCACCCUGGAAGAUCAUACUGCCGACCCGAACUCGGAGACGAGUCGUGGGCUCUGGGCUAGUAGCGUUGCUAUUGAUGAUCAUGUUAUUGUGCGCGGUAUGACGGGGGUUGGGUCGUAUGUUGUGUGGAAUUGUACGGUUCAGACGCUUGAUGGUGGACCGAUUGUUGUUCGGAUGAGAUACUCCGAGUUCGAUGACCUGCGCCAGCGGCUGGUUGAUUCGUUCCCGCAUGCAAGGAAUGCGUUGCCUGCGUUGCCGCCGAAGAGUGUUAUCUACAAAUUCCGACCAAAGUUCCUGGAAUCAAGGCGUGUGGGGUUGGAGUAUUUCCUGAACUGUGUCCUUUUGAACCCGGAGUUCUCGGGCUCUCCUAUUGUCAAAGACUUCCUCUUCGGUCGAGUCUGCUAA